Molecule: messenger RNA, 714 nt
Organism: Melampsora larici-populina 98AG31
Lineage: Eukaryota; Fungi; Basidiomycota; Pucciniomycetes; Pucciniales; Melampsoraceae
Exons: 5
Coding region: 1-714 (237 amino acids)
Source: RefSeq, a predicted model, not a curated record
AUGUCUGAGUAUCUUAAAGGUUUGAAUCUCUCCACUUUCCCACCUAGUCAUCACACCACUGUAUUGAAAACUGAAUCUGAAACUAGCAAAGAUCCUGGAGCGGCGAUUUGGUCCCAAACUCCAGACACCACCAACACGGAAAAUCAAGAUUCAAAGGUUGAUGUUCACAAUGCGACAGAUGACGUGAAAUUGAGUGAUGGGACAGGUGUAGAUUCUGGAAAACAGGUGUCCAUUCCCUAUGAAUUCACAGAUACAGGUACUCAGACACAUGGUUGUGCCUUGAAGCGCGCCCACGAUGGUAUCUAUGAAGAGAAUACAAGAGUUGAAAUACAAGGUACUGCAUUCAAGGAGCCAUUGGACCGUAUGAAUAGCAUGCUGGGUCUGCUUGAGAGAAAGCUUAGGGAAAAUAUUGAUACUCAAGCUGUACAACAAGAGCGAAUAUAUGCUUCAGUUGAGGGCAAGAUAGCUUUACAUCUCGAAAAAGCAAUCGACGAUAUACAUGUGCUAAAGUCUAAGGUUGAAGAUUUGCAAGUGGAGGUUCUUGAUUUGAAUGAGGAGGUGUCUUCAGCCCAUCACAAGAUCAAGAUACACGAGAGAGUAAUCCGAAAGCUUUUAGGACCUGCGGGCAACAACCUUGUUGACCAAUACGAUGAUGACUCAGACGAUGUCAAAUCCGAUAACACUGCUGAACCACAAACAGACUCCGGUGUUUGA